AUGGCUUUACCCUUCAGUACGCCCCCUACGGAGGCCUCGCUCACCCCAUUCAAGGUCUCCAUUCCCAAGGCCAAGAUUUCAGAGCUUCAGACUCUUCUCCAAGUUGCCAAAUUCGCUCCCCACACCUACGAGAAUUCCCAGGUCGACCGUCGUUAUGGCGUUGGGACGGAUUGGCUGGUGACAAUGCGAGAUCUGUGGCUGCGGUCUUAUAGCUGGCAAGCCACUGAGGAUCGAAUCAACUCCUUUCCUCAAUUUGUGACGGAGGUGGAGGGGAUCGGAAUCCAUUUUGUGAGUCUCUUCUCUCAGAAGAAAAAUGCUAUUCCGCUGCUCUUGUUGCAUGGCUGGCCCGGAAGUUUCUUGGAAUUCUUGCCUAUACUGCAAAGAUUCAGAGAUGAAUAUACCCCAGAGACUUUGCCUUAUCAUUUGAUCGUACCAUCUCUACCAGGGUAUACUUUCUCGUCGGGCCCUCCGCUCGAUAGGGACUUUGGUACAGCUGACAUUGCUCGCGUCCUGGACCAAUUGAUGAAAGACCUCGGGUUUGCAAGUGGCUAUAUUGCUCAAGGAGGCGAUAUUGGAAGCCGGAUAGCUCGACAUCUGGCCGUCGACCAUGACAGCUGUAAAGUCAACGUCGUUUUCAUGAGAAAGCCAGAAGGCGCAAUGGACGAAACCCUGAAUGCCUUUGAGGUCCAAGGUAUUGAAAGGAUGCACCAAUUCGUCGCCACAGGCUCCGGUUAUGCGGUUGAGCAUGGCACUCGGCCAAGUACGAUUGGCCAUGUCAUAGCAUCCAGUCCUAUUGCGCUCCUAGCUUGGGUUGGCGAGAAGUUCUGCGAAUGGGUUGAUGAUCCCCUGCCUCCUAAUGAUAUCUUGGAAUCAAUCACUCUGUAUUGGCUUACAGAUACAUUCCCACGAGCGAUCUAUACAUACCGACAGAACUACCCUGCUCCGCCUAUACCGGCCGCUAACGACCCGCGCUGGUAUAUCAAAAAACCAAUUGGGUUCUCUUCUUUCCCCAUGGAGCUUGCUCGACUGCCACGCUCCUGGAUUGAAACAACUGGCAAUUUGGUAUUUUGGCAGCAGCAUCAAAAGGGUGGCCAUUUCGCUGCUCUAGAGCGACCCGACGAGUUGAAAUCGGAUCUUGUCAAGUUUGUCGAUCAGGUCUGGCCUGCCUUGUCUACAAAUUAG
This is a messenger RNA of Penicillium olsonii, 1182 nucleotides long. NCBI's taxonomy places the organism in Eukaryota, Fungi, Ascomycota, Eurotiomycetes, Eurotiales, Aspergillaceae. The record is from the annotation of a GenBank genome assembly.